AUGGUAGCUCCCGCCUCUGGUGUUCUCACCUCCGCUCUGACCAGGGCCAGGGCCUAUCUUCUUGAGGUGCGAGCUGCGGGCGCACCGGGCGCCGCGACCGCGGAUGCUUUGCUCUCACGAGCGGAGCAGGCCGGGAACACGGUGGACCGGGAGAUCGAGGAGAUGGACCGGGAGCUGCAACGGCAAGUGGCCGAGUUCCGGAAGCAGCAGCGGCGUGAUUCGCAGCCCGGAUGCGAGGAGCCUUCGCCCGAGUCCGCGGAGGCCCCGGCGCCGUGCCCUCCGAGCCUCCUGGAUCCCGAGAACGCCGAACUGCGCGAGCUCAAGGACCUUGCGGCCAAGAUGGACGAGGCCUUUCCAGAGGGCGAGGGCGCGGCGCCGCAGCCGCCGGCAGCUGCAGACGAGGCCCCAGAUGCGGAGCCGGAGGACACGGAGGUGUCGGAGUUCAAGAACCUCCUCGAUCAGCUUGACCUGCGCCUCAGGGCGCUGCAGAGCAAGGAGGCGCUGAAGCUGCCCUUGGACGAGGCCCCGGCCUCCGUGGUUCCCAAAGCCGUCACCGAGACCUUGGAGUCGCUCCGAUCCCAGAACCGCUACCUUCGCGAGCAGCUGGGCUCCGAGCGACGGAAAGGAAGGCUGGACUUGGACCGCCAGCUCAACCUAUUGCUCUUGGAAGAGCUGCGUCAGAAAAAGAGGCUGAGGUGCAGAUGGGCAAAGCAGCAAGAGGAGGAGGAGGAGCAGGAGGAGGAGAAGGAGGUGUUUACCGGGCCGAAAGGAGCUGAUCCUUAUGAAGGGAUUGGCGUGGAUACGUCGCUCCACAGCAUCCCCCGGGAGAAGCGCAUGUCGUUCCACGACACCCACAAAGUUUACUCGCGGCUGGAGGCCAUGAAAGUGGCCAAGGAGCAGGCCCUUGUCCGGGAAAGGGCGGCCGACUACACGAAAGAUGGGAGGGAGGUUCCACGCGAGCUCCUGAGCAAGUACAAGAAACAAAUCGCCUUGAAGCUGGACCAAAGUGGCCAGCGCCGGAAGGGCGAGCGGCGGACUUCGGGCAUGGAGAAUCCAAAGCCUACGCCGCCACUGGAGGUUCCGCCGGCUGGAACGAACGGCCAGCGGCUCCCUCAAGCCCCGCCCCCAGCAACUCCUCCAGCUGCGAACCCGCCGGCAGCCGCGGCAGCCGCGGCUGGCAUCCCCACGAUGCCCGGGAUGCCCGCAGCGCACUAUGCCUGGCCUCCUGGGCAAGGAGGGCCAACCCCUCGAAUGCCACAGACCACAACAGGCUUCACGGGCGCCUAUCAGCCGUACGGGUUGCCUGCACAGGGACAGACCCCGGGACGCGGCGAUGGCCUGCCGAGGUAUCCACUUCCGCCUGGGCCCUCGCUGUUUACACCACCAAACUUGAGUCCACCGAUCGGAUUCCCGCCCCCGGUGCUGCCACAGUCCGCGGCGGUUCCGUCUGUGGCCGUCGCCUGUGUAAGCAAGAGCUGGGUGCAGUUCCAGGUGACCCCCGCGCCGAUGACGAACCGGAUCUCCAACAGAUCCGCCCGGUCCACCGGGGCCCGGCGGGACGAGGAUCGAGACAAGGUGGAGGAGAAGCCCCAGAGGAGGUCCAUCCAUUCGGAGGACUACGAGCUCGCGCAGUCCGAGGCCGACCGGAUCGAGUCCAUGAAGAACUUGGCCAUGGCCUCGCGGCAGACAUCGAAGACCAGGACCAAGCUGCAGUCCUGGGCCCGGAAGAUGCAGCAAAAGGCCGCGAGAGUCGCCAACUCUUUGGCCUUCAACGUCUUCUUCGGCGUGGUCAUCGUUUCCAACUCCGUAUUUUUGGGCCUCCAGCUGGAGUGGAGUGCCUGGCAGGUGGAUCAACUCGUGGAGCCCGCGUUUCUUGCCGGGCACCUUAUCUAUGCGACCUUGUUCUCGGUGGAGAUGUUCAUCCGCUUCAUCGCAACCGGUCCCAAGACGUACUUCUUUGGGCACUCGUGCGCUUGGAAUUGGCUGGAUAUAUUUGUCGUGGUCCCGGCCUGGGUGGAAAUCUGCAUGGACAUCGCAUCUGCCAACGCUACAGAGCCGGGGACCGGAGCCAGCAACUUCCGCAUCAUCCGGGUGUUCAAGCUCACCAGGCUGCUUCAGGUGCUGCGAUCAGUGCGAAUAGUUCGCUUCGUCAGCGCUUUUCGCGCGCUGGUCUACUCGGUGAUCGACACGACGCGGCAACUGCUGUGGGCCAUGGUCCUGUUGACCCUGAUUAUCUACAGCUUUGGUAUCCUCUUUACCGAUGCCGUUCUCUAUCACCUGUUCUGGUUCGACGAGCCAAACGAUGCGGAUUUGAAGCUAUAUUUUGGGAGCGUCUUUCAUUCCUGCACAACACUCUUCCGUGCAUUGAUGAAUGGCUUUGACUGGAGGGAAGCCGCUGACGCUCUGCUGCCUUUGGGCGAAUUCUGGGUACAGCUCUUUCACCUGUACAUUGCUUUCUGUGGGCUGGCAGUUCUCAAUGUCAUCACAGGAGUGUUUGUGAAUAGUGCCAUCAAGACACGGGAAAAAGAUCACGAAACGCUCAUGCAAAAUAUGUACAAGCUCAAAGAUCUCGUCGGAGACUUGUGGAAGAAGAUGGACAAGGCAGGGGCGGGGAAGAUCACCAUCAUAGAUUUCGAGCGCAUGUUUGAGGAGGAGGACAUGAGAGCCUUCUUUGGUGCAAUCGAGAUGAAUGCCAUGGACGCAUGGACGCUCUUCGAUAGCUUGGACGCCGAUGGGGACCACCUGAUCAGCUUUGAGGAGUUUAAGGAGCGGUGCUUGCAGCUCCACGGACCAGCCAGAUCAGUGGACCUCUUUGCCUUGAAGCAGCAGAACAACAAGCUUUGGGAGGAGCUCAUGGCUGUGCAGCAAGGUACCCACCAACUCUCCGAGCUCGUGGUGUCACUGGGCACUCUCGUGUCGGGAGCGCUUCCUGGCGGGAUGGAGUCCGUGGAGCUGAAGUGGCCCGAAACACCUCGUGAGGAGCCUCGGGACAGGUGA
Messenger RNA from Symbiodinium sp. CCMP2456, 2997 nucleotides. The record is from the annotation of a GenBank genome assembly. Lineage: Eukaryota; Dinophyceae; Suessiales; Symbiodiniaceae.